GCCCCCCUGCUCACCUAUUUCUAAGUGUCCACUGGGACCCACCCUCUGGGGCCGAAUGCGCAAGCGCUCUUCUUCUCCAGUCGGGGUCGGCAUCUCGGUACGCAUGCCUGAGCGGUAGCGGGAGCCUACGGAAUUUCCCGCCGGAAAUUCUGAAGCCUUUACUACCGAGAGCGGGCGCCGCUACCCAGCUAGAGAGGCUCACUUCCGCCCCGUUAAGGGAUGGGGGCGGCCAUCUUGAGUGUGCGUACAAUCAAAAGGCUUUGGCGGGAUUUGUUGCGUGUCGGGACUCUUCUCUUGCUUUCCCACCUACGAGAGUUUCAUCCCGAACCCUUCCCUGCUUGGAGGAGGGCCUGCUGACGGCCGAUUCCUUUGCAGCAGAAGGAACUCUUAAAUUCUGGAAAUAGCGACUCAGUAGCAUGGCCAGCCGCCUUAAUGAAGAUCCAGAAGGAAGUCGAAUCACUUACGUGAAAGGAGAUCUUUUCGCAUGUCCCAAAACAGACUCUCUAGCCCAUUGUAUCAGUGAGGAUUGUCGAAUGGGUGCUGGAAUAGCUGUUCUCUUCAAGAAGAGAUUCGGAGGGGUGCAGGAACUGUUAAGUCAACAAAAGAAGUCUGGAGAAGUGGCUGUUCUGAAGAGAGAUGGGCGAUAUAUAUAUUACUUGAUUACAAAGAAACGGGCUUCACACAAGCCAACGUAUGAGAACCUACAGAAGAGUUUGGAGGCCAUGAAGUCCCAUUGUUUGAAGAAUGGCGUCACUGACCUCUCCAUGCCCAGGAUUGGAUGUGGUCUGGAUCGGCUGCAGUGGGAAAAUGUAUCUGCAAUUCUCGAAGAGGUGUUUGAGUCAACAGACAUCAAAAUUACUGUGUACACACUCUGAACAGAUGAAGAUCUUGGAUGAGCCCGUGGUCUUUUGUGUCAUCUACGAAGCUGUAGGACUAAGCAGCUGUAGGACCUCAGAAUGGGCAGAGGACAGUCUGUGAGAGGGAGUCUCUCCUAGGCCAGAUGUGGGUUUCUGUACUCCAAGAGGAUAGGGAGGGCACUGCACCCAAGCAGGAGGUGAGGUCUGUCACUAGGCAGGAAACCAUGUAGGUAAGUGUUUAGGACCUGCUUGCUUAGCCACUACUGGAUUUGUUUGGCUGGCCACUGGGUGGCAGAGUAGGUUCUAAUUUUCUUUUGAAGAGAAAUUGUGGGAAGGGUAAACUUUUGAGAUUUUUUUUUUAACAAUUUUAUGUUUGUGCACUUUGUGUUAAUCUCACCAAAAAUCAUCAUAGGAAAGGAUUAUGGUUUUUAGUUAUGACAUCACAAUGUGUCAAGAGUGGAACAAUAAACGUUUCCCUUGUGUUCACUGA
Mus caroli (Ryukyu mouse) is the source of this 1347-nucleotide messenger RNA. RefSeq names its product O-acyl-ADP-ribose deacylase 1 (gene Oard1). NCBI's taxonomy places the organism in Eukaryota, Metazoa, Chordata, Mammalia, Rodentia, Muridae. Gene Ontology annotation, biological process: peptidyl-glutamate ADP-deribosylation. The record is from RefSeq and is a predicted model, not a curated record.